Octopus sinensis (East Asian common octopus) is the source of this 1457-nucleotide messenger RNA. Its product is annotated as zinc finger protein 239-like. The coding region runs from base 634 to 1176 and encodes 180 amino acids. Gene Ontology annotation, cellular component: PcG protein complex; transcription regulator complex. NCBI's taxonomy places the organism in Eukaryota, Metazoa, Mollusca, Cephalopoda, Octopoda, Octopodidae. The transcript is spliced from 4 exons. The record is from RefSeq and is a predicted model, not a curated record. Gene Ontology annotation, biological process: regulation of transcription by RNA polymerase II. Gene Ontology annotation, molecular function: RNA polymerase II cis-regulatory region sequence-specific DNA binding; DNA-binding transcription factor activity, RNA polymerase II-specific.
ACGUGGUUUCUACUUGAUGUUGACUUCCGGGUCAAACGUCCUUCGAAUGAAUUUCUUUUAAUCAGCUGAUAAUAAUAAUAAUACAUUUAUAACACUUAAAAUACGUACUUAUAAUGCAUUUCUCAACUGCCAUAUACACACGUAUAUAAACAACACUGUCCUCUAUGAAACAUUUGCAACAUCAGAUGACAGAAGAAGAAUCCUAAAUAUCUACAAGGUUUUAAAGACUAAAGGAAAAUAUUAUACAAAACGGAUAUAUAACAUUGUUUCUACCAAUCUGUCUCUUGAAAAAUAUUUGCUCUGGAAUAAUAAUAUUAGCAACAUUUCUGAGCAUCUCUGACUGGAAUGUCAGGAAAAAGUGCUUGCGUGCUGAUUAAAGUUGGAUAAAUUUAUGGAAGUGUUGCUAAACAACGGUAACACUGGACAGAAAUACAGCAGCAGAAGUGUACGUAAGGAGUAAAGUAUAAAAACGAAAGCAAGAAAAAUAUAUUAACUGGGAUUUGAGAGGAAAAGUAAUAGAAAAGAGAGAGAAAAUUAUAGAAUUGGUUUUCCCCUGAACACAUGAGAAAAUAGACGAGAUCAUAUGACUGUGAUAUCUGUACAAAGUCCUUCUCUCGAAAAAGCAACCUAAUUAUGCACAAACAUACUCAUACAGGUGAGAAAGUGUAUCAUUGUGAUACCUGUGGUGAAUCAUUCUCUAAGGAUAGUAACUUAUCUAGACACAAACGUAUUCAUACGGGAGAGAAACCAUAUCACUGUGAUAUCUGUGAUAGAUCAUUCUCUAGCAGUAGUCACUUAUCUAAACACAAAUAUAUUCAUACAGGAGAGAAGCCAUAUCACUGUGAUAUCUGUGGUAAAUCAUUUUCCCAAAAUAAUGUCUUAACUAUACACAAGACUAUUCAUACAGGUGAGAAGCCAUAUCAUUGUAGUAUCUGUGGUAAAUCAUUUCCUGAAAGUAGUAGUUUAAGUAGGCACAAACGUAUUCAUACAGGAGAGAAGCCAUAUCGUUGUAAUAUCUGUGGUAAAUCAUUCUCUCGAAAUGGGGGCUUGUCUAGACACAAUCAUAUCCAUACGGGAGAGAAGCCAUACCAAUGUGAUAUCUGUGGUAAAUCAUUCUCUUGCGAAUGUACAUUUUCAUGCCACACAAAAUCUACAUCAUGGUCAAAUCUGUUGUAAAUCAUUCUCUCAUAGACUUAACUGUAAAUGAAUAUAUUCCUACAGGAGAGAAGCCAUGUCAGAGUGACAUCUGUGCUAAACCAUUCUCUUGAAAAAAACUACAUUCAUACACCUGGGUAUUCACAACAAUUGUAACUGUACCAAUGUCAGGAUUUAUUAAAACACUAGCAGAGAUACCCGGCAUUGCCCGGUUACAUUCAAUAGAAGAAUUAGACUUUUCUGUUAUAUAUAUAUAUACAUGGAUACACACACACAAAUAUAUGUAUAUUUAUAUAAAUACA